Gryllus bimaculatus (two-spotted cricket) is the source of this 309-nucleotide messenger RNA. Lineage: Eukaryota; Metazoa; Arthropoda; Insecta; Orthoptera; Gryllidae. The record is from the annotation of a GenBank genome assembly.
AUGAAACUUUUAGAUCCCCAGAGAAGCGACUCCAAAAAAGAGGGAAGCGCCCAGCAGAACGGAUCCGUGACCAAAGAGACGACCGUCGCCACCUCAACUACAACGAACAUCUACUCCUCCUCCCCGGAGACAAAAGGGGCGCUUCUCGAGUUUGCUUCUGCUUUCCGGAAACCACGGAGGGUUGGGGGGGGGGGAUUAAUAGCACGUCGUUUCUCUCUUAUUCGUCGCAUCCUGAUGCGCGCAGAGAUGCGUGAAGGAGGCCAGAUUCCGUGCGCGGAUAGUGUUUCUCUAAGCUCGGCCGCGUCCUAG